AUGCCACAGCCUAGAAGAACAGACGAUGAGAUAGUCCGGAAGACAUCAGUCAGGACCCACAGAUCUCAGACAAGUAAUACCAGCGUCGUCAAACCCCUCAACAGCACCAGAUUGAACGGCCCCAUUCCUCGUAUGGGGUCCGUACCCCAGCUGGCACCGCCCGAAUUCGGCCCUCCACUUACAUAUUCUGACUUGAAUCUCAGCAUUCCAUACGCGGCGGUGCCAUCAACUAUCAGACCUAGCCUUAGGGAGACAAAGAGCUUUUUCUCGGACGACAGCUCCGCCAGAAGACAACGCAAGAGCCUGAAGGAGAAAUUGCACUUGCACAGCCUGCGCAAUGUGGUUCCUGGUUCAGCCGGCACGAGCCUGAUUGCCCAUACUGCUCGGUCCAACGACGGCAUUAAGCUCAGCCAUUCGUGCCAACUGAAGGGUCAUAAGCCUGCGGCGAAUCCGCGCGAGCUGCCUACGGACACUAUUCCCAUGACUGACUUUACGUAUAGGAAGCGAAAGAUGCUGGAGAGAUUGAAAGAAUGGUGGAAGAGGCAGUGCAUACAGAAAGUGGUGACGGGAAAGAAAAGGAAAGCGAGGACUGUGCCUGGAGCUCCUGCUUGGUAG
Cyphellophora europaea CBS 101466 is the source of this 615-nucleotide messenger RNA. RefSeq lists its product as uncharacterized. NCBI's taxonomy places the organism in Eukaryota, Fungi, Ascomycota, Eurotiomycetes, Chaetothyriales, Cyphellophoraceae. The record is from RefSeq and is a predicted model, not a curated record. The coding region runs from base 1 to 615 and encodes 204 amino acids. The transcript has a single exon.